CAAUCGGUGGCCAAUUAGCCGGCGAUGACUCGGGCCGGGCCGGCCGCCUAUGGUGGCCAGGCCUGGGCGCCAGCUCCCGGGGCCUUGAAAAGCUGCGCGGCCCGGGCCGAGGCGCACAGGGCCCCGGUCUCCUCGCCGGCGACCUGCCCGCAGGCCGCGCCACAGCUGGCUGAGCCCGGGGCCCCUCGAUUGCGUCUGCUGAGAACCUCUCCCGCCACUGUGCCCGCACGCGGUGGCCUCGGGACGCGACGAUCUUUGAGGACAACCGCCCGACGAGCUUGAGUCGGUACCAGUGUGAGUAGAGCAAGUACCCGCGAGGUCCCUUCACUGUGUUACCACUGCCUGUGGCCCCGGUGCUCGCCUCCCCGUGACCAUUGCUUGAGUCACAUGAGCUUGGUCGUGGUAGGAGCCCGUGUGUUGUACAGCUGUAGACAGACAUGUGCAAGCAUCCAGCCGCUCAGUCGCGUGUUGGCAGGAAGAUGCGGCUCCGUCUGCUGCUCCUGUUGUUGCUGUGCGAGGCCCAGGGCCACGCGGCCCCCAGGCCCAACUUUGUCCUGCUGAUGGCCGACGACCUUGGCAUCGGAGACCCCGGGUGCUACGGGAACACGACGCUCAGAACUCCUAAUAUUGACCGGUUGGCUGCAGAAGGAGUGAAGCUCACACAGCACCUGGCAGCGUCGCCCCUGUGCACACCAAGUAGGGCAGCCUUCAUGACAGGCCGGUACCCCAUCCGAUCAGGAAUGGCCUCUCAGUCCUUCAUAGGAGUGUUUAUCUUCUCGGCCUCUUCUGGAGGACUUCCAACCAGUGAGAUUACCUUUGCCAAGCUUCUCAAGAAUCAAGGCUAUUCAACAGCUCUGAUAGGCAAGUGGCACCUUGGGACCAACUGUCACAAUAAGACAGACUUUUGCCACCACCCCUUGAGCCAUGGCUUUGACUAUUUCCACGGGAUCCCCGUGACCAACCUGAGGGAUUGCAAGCCCGGAGAAGGCAGCGUCUUCACCAGGGGCAUCAGGGUGCUGGUCUUCAUCCCCCUUCAGAUCAUUGCCAUCUCGCUCCUCACCCUGGUGGUGCUCAAGUGCCUGGGGCUGCUCCACGUGCCCCCUGUGGUCUUCUUCUGCCUUCUGUGUCUCGCCGCCAUGAUCCUCGGCCUUCUGCUGUGCUUCCUGCAUUACUUCCGACCCCUGAACUGCUUCCUGAUGCGGAACCAUGAGAUCACUCAGCAGCCCCUGUCCUAUGACAGCCUCACACAGAGGCUGACGGCGGACGCGGCCCAGUUCAUACGACGAAACGCUGGGACGCCCUUCCUGCUGCUGCUGUCCUACCUUCACGUGCACACGGCCCUGUUCUCGUCCCCGGACUUCGCGGGCCGCAGCCAGCACGGCGCCUACGGGGACGCUGCCGAGGAGCUGGACUGGAGCGUGGGGCAGAUCCUGAACGUCCUAGAUGAGUUGAAACUGGCUAAUAACACCCUUGUCUACUUCACCUCGGAUCAAGGAGCGCACGUAGAAGAGGUGACCACCAAAGGAGAAAUUCAUGGAGGAAGUAACGGAAUCUAUAAAGGGGGGAAAGCAAACAACUGGGAAGGAGGUAUCCGGAUCCCGGGUAUUCUUCGGUGGCCGGGAGUGAUCCAGGCUGGACUAGUGAUAGACGAGCCGACAAGCAACAUGGACAUCUUUCCUACGGUGGCCAAACUCGCGGGAUCGCCAUUGCCGGAGGACAGAAUCAUCGAUGGCCAUGACCUGAUGCCGCUACUUCAGGGGAAGACCCAACACUCGGAUCACGAGUUUCUCUUCCAUUACUGCAACUUCUACUUAAAUGCUGUGCGCUGGCAUCCUCGGAACAGCACGUCCGUCUGGAAGGCGUUCUUCUUCACGCCCAAGUUCAGCCCCGAGGGCGCCAACGGCUGCUUCUCCACGCACGUGUGCUUCUGCCACGGGCACUUCGUCAGCCGCCAUCACCCGCCGCUGCUCUUCGAUGUUGCCAAGGACCCCGGGGAGAGGAGCCCACUGUCGCCGGCGACCGAGCCCCGGUUCCGCGAGAUCCUCGCAGUGAUGCAGCAGGCGGCCGACCGCCACGCCGAGACCCUGCAGGCCGUCCCCAAUCAGUUGUCGCUGGGCAACGUUCUCUGGAAGCCGUGGCUUCAGAUGUGUUGCUCGUCCUCCGGCCUCUCCUGCCAGUGUGACCGGGAAAACCAGGCCAAGGGAGCGAGCCGCUAGCGGU
Messenger RNA from Nyctereutes procyonoides (raccoon dog), 2220 nucleotides. It is a transcript of the gene STS, whose product is annotated as steroid sulfatase. The transcript has 12 exons. Gene Ontology annotation, molecular function: arylsulfatase activity. The record is from RefSeq and is a predicted model, not a curated record. Bases 438 to 2216 code for a protein of 592 amino acids. NCBI's taxonomy places the organism in Eukaryota, Metazoa, Chordata, Mammalia, Carnivora, Canidae.